Messenger RNA from Coccinella septempunctata (seven-spotted ladybird), 1142 nucleotides. RefSeq lists its product as uncharacterized. The record is from RefSeq and is a predicted model, not a curated record. The transcript has a single exon. Bases 114 to 758 code for a protein of 214 amino acids. NCBI's taxonomy places the organism in Eukaryota, Metazoa, Arthropoda, Insecta, Coleoptera, Coccinellidae.
UUUUAUUGACAGUCAAAAGUCAAAACAAUUUCUUUUAUUAAUCAAAUAUUUCUCUCAAUGUAAUGUUUUGAUAUGAUAUAUUAUCCAACAUAUGCUAUACUUUUGGGAGUCCCAUGAUGUUAGGUGAUUUUUUGAAAUACUUGUUUGUGAUAAUCUCUUUACUUGAUUUGGCUCAUGGAAAUAUGGUACAAAAGACUGAUUUCCCAGAAUCUCAUUCGAAGGACCAUAUUAUUACAGAACAGACACAAGUUCCUUCUGCAGUAAAAAACAUCAAUAAAAUCUCUGCGAUUAAUGCUUCUAAAGAAGACCUUACCCACCAUCCUCGAGAAAAUGUAGCUACUGAAUCCACUUCUGAUAUUGCUAAUGCACAAAAAAGCAAGCCAGAAAUUGAAACUACUGCAUACUAUAUUGUUCCCCGAAAAAACGAUGGUAAAACAAUAGUAGGAAAAAAAGGAGUUAAAUUUGAAGCAUCCAUUGAAAACAUUACUGUACUACCUGUUAUAGAUAUCCAUUCCAAUAUUUCCUCCACUUCUAGUAUCCCCAAAGAAAAUGAUAUAAAUGUAACAGCACUUCCAAAAAUUGAUACUGAACAUGAGGAACCUCCGAAAACUUAUGUAGUUCUCAUUGUAGCUGGUGUUUUCUCCAUGCCUUUAGUAGCUUUAAUAUUUAUUGGUUUAUAUAAGGUGGGUUCAGAAUGGUGGCAGCAUAGACAUUACAGAAGGAUGGAUUUUUUGAUCGAGGGCAUGUAUAACAAUUAAAGAAUACAAUGAUUAAUGAUAGAAUUAAGAGGGUGGAUCAAAUAUUUGGUCUCCAAAGUGAUGAAAACGCAAUAUUUCUAAUCCAGAACAGCUGUGACCAUAUUUCCAAUUAUACUGAAUGAACUCUUGUGUUUAAAUCGUGAAAAAGAUAUAGCAACAUAUUCUGAUGAAAAAUUUUUGGUGAUUUCAGAAAUAUUUUUGUUAUGGAAUUUAUAGGGUACAUAAAAAUUUUUGAGUAAUGAAAUAUUUUUGAAUAUGUGAUAUGAAAUUCUAAAUAUACAAAAUUUUAUAAUGUCUUUUCAAUUUGAUAUGAGUGUAUUUUAUUAUAUCUUCUGUGGCAUUUUCAAUAAUACUCAGAAACUUAUUAGAAAUACAGAAUACAAU